Insectozyma verbasci is the source of this 1950-nucleotide messenger RNA. NCBI's taxonomy places the organism in Eukaryota, Fungi, Ascomycota, Pichiomycetes, Serinales, Debaryomycetaceae. The record is from the annotation of a GenBank genome assembly.
AUGUCAAGAUUUCUAAAGUCUGGGUUUGCUAAAUCAAUAUUAGCCGCAGGUACUUUAGUUGGUGGUACAAUUAUAUAUUUAGAUUUUAUUCAACCUAAAAAACCAUCUCAAUUAGUUACUUCAUACAAACCAUUAACAAAAGAAUUUAAAGCCCCUCCAACGAGAUCUGAAUUAAUUGACAAUUUAAAAAAAACUGCAAAUUUCGAUGUUUUAAUUAUUGGUGGUGGUGCUGUUGGUAGUGGUACUGCUGUUGAUGCUGCAACAAGAGGUUUAAAUGUUUGUUUAUUAGAAAAAACUGAUUUUGGUUCUGGUACUUCAUCAAAAUCAACUAAAAUGGCUCAUGGUGGUGUUAGAUAUUUAGAAAAGGCGAUUUUUCAAUUAUCAAAAGCUCAAUUAGAUUUAGUUAUUGAAGCUUUAAAUGAAAGAGGUAAUAUGUUAAGAACUGCUCCUCAUUUAUGUGAAGUUUUACCAAUUAUGAUUCCUGUUUAUAAUUGGUGGCAAGUUCCUUAUUUCUUUGCUGGUUGUAAAAUGUAUGAUUGGUUUGCUGGUAAACAAAAUUUAAGAUCUUCAACUAUUUUUUCAACUGAACAAGCUAGUGCAAUUGCUCCAAUGAUGGAUACUUCAAAUUUAAAAGCUGGAUGUGUUUAUCAUGAUGGUACUUUUAAUGAUACAAGAAUGAAUGUUACUUUAGCUUUAACUGCAAUUGAUAAUGGUGCAACUGUUUUAAAUUAUUUUAAUGUUGAACAAUUAUUAAAAGAUAAACAUGGUAAAUUAAUUGGUGUAAAAGCAAAAGAUUUAGAAACCAAUGAAGAAUUUGAUAUUAAAGCAACUUCUGUAGUUAAUGCUACUGGUCCAUUUGUUGAUAAAAUUUUGGAAAUGGAUGAAGAUCCUCAAGGCUUACCCCCAAAAACUGAACAAAAACCAAGAAUGGUUGUUCCAUCAAGUGGUGUUCAUGUUGUUUUACCAGAAUAUUAUUGUCCACAAAAUAUGGGUUUAUUAGAUCCAUCAACCUCUGAUGGUAGAGUUAUGUUUUUUUUACCAUGGCAGGGAAAAGUUUUAGCAGGUACAACUGAUACACCAUUGAAAAAAGUUCCAGAAAAUCCAACCCCCACUGAAGAAGAAAUUCAAGAUAUUAUUAAUGAAAUGCAAAAAUAUUUAGUUUUCCCAAUUGAGAGAAAAGAUGUUUUAUCUGCUUGGUCAGGUAUUAGACCAUUAGUUAGAGAUCCUUCAACAGUUCCAAAAGAUCAAGAAUCAACUGGUUCAACUGAAGGUUUAGUUAGAUCACAUUUAUUAUAUCCAACUGAAUCAGGAUUAGUUACAAUUUCAGGUGGUAAAUGGACUACAUAUAGAGAAAUGGCUGAAGAAACUGUAAAUUAUUUAGUUGAACAUUUUGAUUACAACAAGAAUUUAAAAUCAUGUCAAACAAAUGAUUUAAUAUUAUUAGGUGGUGAAAAUUAUACAAAAAAUUAUUCAGCAAGAUUAAUUCAUGAAUAUAAAAUUCCAUUGAAAUUAGCAAAACAUUUAUCACAUAAUUAUGGUUCAAGAGCUGCUGGUAUUUUAGAAUUAUAUACAAAAAAUGAUCGAAAUAAAUUACCAGUUACAUUAGCAGCAACAAAAGAAUUUGAACCAAGUUUAGAAGCAGUAACUGAUCGUAAUAAUUUAAGUUAUCAAUCAUUUGAUGAACCAUUUACAAUUGCAGAAUUAAAAUAUUCUUUAAAAUAUGAAUAUCCAAGAACUCCGGUAGAUUUCUUAGCUAGAAGAACAAGAUUAGCAUUUUUAAAUGCAAGAGAAGCAAUGCAAGCAAUUGAUGGUGUUGUUGAAUUAAUGUCACAAGAAUUAAAUUGGGAUAAUGAAACUGAACAAAAGAUGAGAAAAGAUGCUCGUAAUUAUAUUGGUAAUAUGGGUAUAUCACCAAAGAAAUUCGAUGUUGAAGAAUUUAAAGUUCAAUAA